AUGCCAUCGACUACUGCUUCCCCAGACCAAGAACAAUUGGAAUUGGUUCACUUGACAGAUCAAGAGCUUAUAGAUUUUACUAGACUUCAAAAUGCUCAAGCAUGGAAAGGUGCAUUGUCAAUCAAAGACUACGUCUUGAGAGAACAAGUUUUGGGUAAAUCAAAGAUGGCAACUACUCCCCCUAAUAAGUUAUUGAUAUUUAUGUUAAGAAACAAAACCGAUAAAGCCCCGUUGUGUUCGAUUGAAUUAUUAAUCCGGAAAAGUAAAAAGUAUACUUUGAACAAGCAUGAGAAUGUGGUUGAGCAAGAGGAUAUUUUAAGUGGAUGUAUUGGUGGUGUUUAUACAUACCCACAACAUCGUGGUAACGGAUAUGCCAGAAUAAUGGUUGACAAAUUAGUAGUUGAAGCAAAAGAGUUGGUAGGACCACUGGGGUUUGUCUUUUUAUACUCAGAAAUUGGCGAAUAUUAUUCUAAAAAUGGAUUUUUGUCCCAAGGUGUUGAUUUGAUUAAUAUUCCAUUGACAGAGGGUCAAGACUUUGCUACAAACACAUUUGAUAUCAAGUAUGAUUUAAUUAAUUACCAUCAUUUUGAUUUGUUAAUGGAAAGUUACAACCAACAAAACGAACAAGAAAUAAUUGCAAAAGUUUUAAAGGAUGGAAAAUCACGAAUUACAGUGGUGCCAAGUUCCAAGAUCAUUGAUUGGUUUCACUUAAGGUCAAAAUAUAUUUCCUAUAAAAUAUUUUAUGAACCAAAGCAAAACCAAGAGCAUAUUGAUUUUUAUAAUGAAUCGUACGAGUCGAUAAAAUCAAAAUUGGAAUUAGUAGAACCUAAACAGUUUGGCAUUAAAUUAUACAACACUGCAAAUGAGGUUGCUGGGUUCAUAGUUUGGACAAUGGAUUUCAACAACCAAUCAGUACCAGAAAACUAUGUCACUGUUUUGAAAAUCGUUUCCUUUGACGAGAAUUCAAAAGAUGAAGUUGCGAUUAAAUUAUUAAGCUUAUUGAAAACCCACUUGAUCAAAAAUCCAAUAUUGAAUGGUAUGAACACUACAAAAAUAGUGAUUUGGGAAUCUGAAAUCAGUUCACAUAUCAAAAACGUGUUAGUCAAUCAAUGGAAUGCUCAAUCCAAUAUCGACAAUCCUUCACGUUCAGCAAUAUUGAUGAAUAGUCCUAUAGAAGAUGCAAAAUUACGUGAAUCUGAAAUAAUAUGGGAGGGAAAUGAUAAACUUCCCUGGUUUUAA
Messenger RNA from Candida albicans SC5314, 1239 nucleotides. RefSeq lists its product as uncharacterized. Lineage: Eukaryota; Fungi; Ascomycota; Pichiomycetes; Serinales; Debaryomycetaceae. The coding region runs from base 1 to 1239 and encodes 412 amino acids. The record is from RefSeq and is a predicted model, not a curated record. The transcript has a single exon.